GGUGAAAGGCAGUGUUUGGAUAAAGCGGAGAGGACGGCAGAGCGGUGUUCAGUCUGCUCUCGGCCGGCCCGGACCUUCCUCAUCCCCGAUGUUGUUGCGCUGGUUGCUGCCGGCGCUCUGCGCUCUGUCCGCAGAGGCCGACUUCUUUAAGCUCGACAGCAUUUCCAAUGUUUCUACUUACUAUUUUAAUUACAUUUAUUGCAAUAUAUGGGAGGGGGAGUGUCAGCCCAACCAGGACGAUGCUACACAGCAAGUUCCUUCCAGGGACGUCUGGGCAGCUAUUUCUCAGGACUACACGAGCCUGAUGCAUCAGUGGUACUGUAGUCUGGGCCAGUGCUGUGAAUCCGGAGACUGCAGGAUGACCAACAACAUCACAGGUCUGGCAAGGGACCUUCAGACAAAGCUCCACGGGCAGCACCUGGUUCAGUCUGUGGUUCUGAAAGCCAUCCAGGGUUUCAUCAACAACCCAGAGUCCAACAAGCCCCUGACUCUCUCCUUCCACGGCUGGUCUGGCACCGGCAAGAACUUUGUGGCCCGGAUCAUCGCCGAUAACCUGUAUCGUGACGGGGUGAAGAGCGAGUGUGUCCGACUGUUCAUCGCACCGUUCCACUUCCCACAUGCCCGGCUGGUGGACACGUACAAGGGCCAGUUGAGAGAGGCGAUCCGGGACAUGGUGUUGCGCUGCCCUCAGACUCUCUUCAUCUUCGACGAGGCCGAGAAGCUUCACCCGGGCCUCAUCGAUGCCAUCAAACCCUACAUGGAUCACUAUGACAACGUAGAUGGAGUCAGCUACCGCAGAGCCAUCUUCCUCUUCCUCAGUAAUAUUGGUGGAGCUACGAUCAAUGAUGUAGCGCUGGACUUCUGGCACUCCGGUCAAAAUCGAGAGGACAUCGGUAUGGAAGACCUGGAGCAUCGGCUACGAGCUGAAACUAUGGAGUCCCAUGCACGGAGCUCUUUCCCAGGUGGGUUCGCUCAGAGUGAGCUGAUGUCCGGCCACUUGAUCGACUUCUUCGUGCCGUUCCUGCCUCUGGAGUACCGCCAUGUCAAGCUCUGUGCACGGGACGCCUACACAGCACGAGGGCUGGAGGCAGAUGAAGCUACGCUGGAUGAGGUGGCCAAGGCGAUGCUGUAUGUUCCCAAAGAGGAGAGACUGUUCUCAGCUCAGGGAUGCAAGUCAAUCCCCCAGCGGAUCAACUUCUUUCUCCCUUAGAAGGGGAGACAGACAGACAGACAGAGAGACCUGGAGGAGGGGUGAGAUUGAUUUACCAGCCCAUCUGCGUACAGAGCCACAGAGGAGAUGUGUCCUCUCUGCUCUGCUCUACGUACUCUCCCCCCCCACAGAUACAACACGUGUCUGUCCAGGUCCCUCAGAGAAGGCCAGACAGCAGGACUGAUCCAGCAUAAAAGGGGGAAAGCAGCUCGACUCAUCCUGCAGACAUGAGUAAUGCCAGACGUUCAUCGUGUGCAAUGUGGCUGCUCUUCUUCACCUGCCCGGUUUGAAUCCUCACAGUAUCAAGACGAGUAGUAAUGGUUUUGCAAUGUAUCUCAUGGAGAGGUCCUGAUCCACUUUUAGUCUCACUAUUUAUGUCCGUUCACCUUGGCCAAAGUCUUAGUUGCACUGUAUUUUAAGUUUAAGUUCAUACUUCAUGUGUUGGUUUAUGCCUGUCAGAUAUUGUGCUAAAAUUAGCACUGAUUAUUUAUUAACUUCAGUUGUGCCAUAGUUAAACAUUUUGAGUUGUUUGAAUAUACAUUUGUUGGGAAAUGUAAGGUAUAAGUAAAUAUUAAAUGGCACUGUAGUGUGAACGGUGUUGAUGUGUAACAGCUAACUUACAUGGUACUGUGAUGCAAAUGUUACUGGAAAUUGUUACUGAAAAUGUGGAAGUACACAAAAGCAAUGAAUCUAUUGAAAGUUUGAGGGUUUUUUUCUUUAUGUAAAUAUGUUUAUCAACAGUGCUUUUAAUAUACUUUUCAGUGUCGGUUACUAGUGUUUCACAUGUCUUUUUUUUAUCAUUACAUAAUAUACUACUGUUAAUUUUGGGCAUAGUUAACAAAUAUAUUUUAUUAACUGACUUGCUUUAACACUUCCACUCAUGCAUUCACUUUCACAUACUCUCACACAGGUUGUCUGCUUUAGUGCUUUUGGUGCCAAAGCUCAGGGUCACUGCACAAGAAGAACAUGAAAAGAAAUGUCAGAUAUGGUUUUGUGAAAAUAAACAUCUGCAGUAA
Anoplopoma fimbria (sablefish) is the source of this 2226-nucleotide messenger RNA. It is a transcript of the gene tor3a, whose product is annotated as torsin family 3, member A. Bases 89 to 1210 code for a protein of 373 amino acids. Gene Ontology annotation, cellular component: nuclear envelope; endoplasmic reticulum lumen. Gene Ontology annotation, molecular function: ATP hydrolysis activity; ATP binding. The record is from RefSeq and is a predicted model, not a curated record. Lineage: Eukaryota; Metazoa; Chordata; Actinopteri; Perciformes; Anoplopomatidae. The transcript is spliced from 6 exons.